UGCGAGCACCUCCACAAGAAUGAAAGCGUGCUCAAGGCCAAGGCCGUGGUGGCCUUCCACAGGGGCAACUUCCGCGAGCUCUACAAAAUCCUGGAGAGCCACCAAUUCUCGCCGCACAACCACGCCAAGCUGCAGCAGCUGUGGCUCAAAGCGCACUACAUCGAGGCGGAGAAACUGCGCGGCCGGCCCCUGGGCGCCGUGGGCAAGUACCGCGUGCGACGCAAGUUCCCGCUGCCGCGCUCCAUCUGGGACGGCGAGGAGACCAGCUACUGCUUCAAGGAGAAGAGCCGCAGCGUGCUGCGCGAGUGGUACGCGCACAACCCCUACCCGUCGCCUCGGGAGAAGCGCGAGCUGGCAGAGGCCACCGGCCUCACCACCACGCAGGUCAGCAACUGGUUCAAAAACCGGCGACAGCGCGACCGGGCGGCCGAGGCCAAGGAAAGGGAGAACAGCGAAAACUCCAACUCCAGCAGCCACAACCCGCUGGCUUCCUCGCUCAACGGCAGCGGCAAGUCGGUGCUAGGCAGUUCCGAAGAUGAGAAGACGCCGUCGGGGACACCAGACCACUCGUCGUCCAGUCCCGCACUGCUGCUCAGCCCGCCGCCGCCCCCAGGGCUGCCCUCCCUGCACAGCCUAGGCCACCCUCCCGGCCCGAGCGCAGUACCUGUGCCAGUGCCAGUGCCGGGUGGAGGCGGCACAGACCCGCUGCAGCACCACCACAGCCUACAGGACUCCAUACUCAACCCCAUGUCUGCCAACCUUGUGGACCUGGGCUCCUAG
This is a messenger RNA of Cricetulus griseus (Chinese hamster), 780 nucleotides long. NCBI's taxonomy places the organism in Eukaryota, Metazoa, Chordata, Mammalia, Rodentia, Cricetidae. The record is from RefSeq and is a predicted model, not a curated record.